Messenger RNA from Aaosphaeria arxii CBS 175.79, 1528 nucleotides. RefSeq lists its product as uncharacterized. Bases 134 to 1225 code for a protein of 363 amino acids. The record is from RefSeq and is a predicted model, not a curated record. The transcript has a single exon. Lineage: Eukaryota; Fungi; Ascomycota; Dothideomycetes; Pleosporales.
UACAUCAGUCGCUAAAUCUCUUGUAACCUCUUCCAGACAUUCGGUACUCCAAUCAUACGACGGUUGAGGAAGCGUUUACUAUUCUACGCUAGACAGUCGUCCUACAUCGGAGAGGGCUGGUCCAUUUCCAGCCAUGGUACACAGCUCUACCAUGAAGCGAAAGCGAUGUCAAAGUCCCGCAGAAUCGCUUCCUUCAAAGAAGGUUGCUCAAGAGAUAGAUGCAGGAAGUCCGGGCAAGAUAUGUCAGCUCAUCUGUAUUCUCCAGCAAUAUGGCUUGCUAGUGGGAAUCACGAAACACCUUUUCCCAAAGGACCUGCAUGCACUGGCGGCGACCUCUAAAGCGACUUACAAUGCCAUUUUCCCGAGAAAUACAAGCCGGUGUAGCUUGCUUAAGAAGAUGCCCUGUGAUGGCCGUGGUGUCGCCAUACGAAAUGACCUACAUAAGAGAUCCCAGUUCAGCCAAGGAGCCGUGGAGAGUAAUCAGUGUGGUACUGUCGCCAAAAAUCGGAAAGUUGAGUCUCGGCCAUGCGUCAAGUGCAAGGUCACUACAUGUGACGAGUGUCGAAUACAUUGCGUCUACCAAAGCAUCCGGCAUCCUGCAGAUGAGCCAGAUGAAUUCGAUAAUUACAGCGGCUUUGUGCUCUUAGAUGAGACCGAAAUGGGAGUGCUAAGCCAUUCCCACAUGUUUGCAAACGACGACCUACCAAAUGGCGCUGCACGGUGGGGAGAAUUACCACACCAUGAUCAAGGCUUUCUCGAUAUCCCACUCGACUCUCCUACAUUUGUGUCUCCGGUGGAAAUCGAGGAACUGAUCAGCAUGGACCUGGGAAUGCGUCCCAUAGCUGCCGAGGUGUCAUCAGGGAUAGCCCAUCCGUCUUCUAUCCUCAGAGCCUUUUGGGACAUUACCGAGAAACGCAAGCGACCAUGCUGCAAAACGUGCCUAUCAAAUUUUGUCCGCCGCGGUGACAAAACACACACCGUGUGCGACUGCACACUGAAGAGCCAAUUCCUUGACCGAUGGCUUUGUCUUCGUUGUUACCAACUAGAACAGAAGACCGUAGAAGAAUCCACCGAAGGCGUAGCCGAUGAGCUUUCUGGACUCUGCAAUUGCGGAGAAACACUCGAUGAUGAAACAGAACGAGUAAUUUGCCUAUGGUGUUACGGCGAAGUCACCAACCCAUGGGGCGUUAUUGACGUCCAAUCCCCUACUUCAACCGUGGCAUAGACAUGCCCUAACCAUUCACCCUGUCGCUUCGCUCAUGAAACGGCUCGCGUACCUUCAGCGGAUACCCCGGAUUGACGGUGUACGGAACUGGAGUUUCUUUCCCUAUUUGAUCGGCAUAUACCCUGGAUUUAAAAGCGAGCUGGGAUAUUCAAUUCUCCCCACUAUGUUCGAGAUAUACCCAGGGUUGCUGCAACAUGGCGUUCGAGUUGAGAGGUUUAUUGUUUUUUGGGCCCACAUCCGUCUUUUCCUUUUCUUCUCGUUUUCAAAAGUGUUUCUUUUGAAACAUCUUUCCAACUCUCCUCU